Molecule: messenger RNA, 1068 nt
Organism: Dama dama (fallow deer)
Lineage: Eukaryota; Metazoa; Chordata; Mammalia; Artiodactyla; Cervidae
Gene: TMA16
Product: translation machinery associated 16 homolog
Exons: 7
Coding region: 401-1012 (203 amino acids)
Cellular component (GO): nucleus
Source: RefSeq, a predicted model, not a curated record
ACGGGUGAGGGCACAGCCUCGGGGGAGCCUCACUCAGGCAGCCAGGAGGCGCAGAGGGCAGGCCUGCGUUGGGCGAGAGCCUAGAGCCGCCUCGUCUGAAGAGGCUGCGUGGUCCUGGAUCUGAGCGCAGGGCAGACGCCAGAGAGCCCAAGUUUCCCCAGGCACCGGAGAGCGCCCGGCUGACCGUCAGUCUCCUGCGGCUCACAAAGACCAGGUCUUGUUUCCCGGGACGUUUCAGGAAUGAGCACUCGCCCCCCCCCCACUUCCGGUCGGGUUGCCUGGCUUCUUCCGCCCCUCGUGUGUUUGGCGGGUCCACCUCGAGACGGGCCGCUGCUGCAGGCAGUCAGUUGCUGGCGUGUGGAAUCGAAGUUCCGGAGGCCCGGGCUGUGAGAACGUCGCCAUGCCUAAAGCACCAAAGGGAAAAACUGUAGGACAAGAAAAAAAAGUCAUCCAUCCAUACAGUAGAAAAGCAGCUCAAAUUACAAGAGAGGCCCACAAACAAGAAAAAAAGGAAAAAUUGAAGAAUGAAAAGGCGUUGCGUCUCAGCCUUAUUGGUGAAAAACUGCAGUGGUUUCAAAAUCACCUUGAUCCCAAAAAAGUAGGAUAUUCAAAAAGAGAUGCUUGUGAAUUAAUUGAAAGGUAUUUGAAUCGAUUCAGCAGCGAGCUGGAGCAAAUUGAAUUGCGGAACAGCUUCAAGGACAGGCAGGGCCGGAGGCACUGCUCUCGGGAGGCGGCCAUCAGGCAGACCCUGGAGCGGGAGCAGCGGCAGUACCAGGCCCACGGCCUCGAGAUUCCAGACAUUUUAAAUGCAGAUAAUCUGAAAACUUUUAGGGAAUGGGAUUUUGAUCUGAAGAAAUUGCCAAACAUUAAAAUGAGAAAAGUCUGUGCUAGUGAUGCGGUGCCCAAGAAGUGUAAGAAGAAAGCUGUAACCGCUGUAGACAGAGAUUUAGGGGAAUUGGAACUGAAAGAUGAGUCAAGUGACACAGACGAGGAAAUGACUGCGGUGGCCUAAGUGUCUUUGCUUGAGUUGAAAAUAAAUAAUUUGAGAACCUCCAAGUUAUACUUGAA